Messenger RNA from Chrysemys picta bellii (western painted turtle), 4207 nucleotides. NCBI's taxonomy places the organism in Eukaryota, Metazoa, Chordata, Testudines, Emydidae. The record is from RefSeq and is a predicted model, not a curated record.
GAGGGGAGUGGACAAACUUCAACAUUGCCCAAGUGAUUAGCCUGGUCAGUGGUGGGGAGCCCUUGACAGGCAGUGGCUGUGUGCAGAGACCGGUCAGAUCUGUCGGAGGGAGGCACUACGUUCUUCAGCGACACAAGAGAUCAGAUGCACAGGAACCUCCCUGAGUGUUUAUUCCCUUGGGUGUUUGCAGACGCUGGCAUCUCAGAAGUGGCUCAGCUCCGACUGGUGAACAGCAGGAGUCGCUGCGCUGGGAGGGUCGAGGUGCUUCACAACCAGCAGUGGGGAACCGUGUGUGACGACGGCUGGGACUUACAGGAUGCCGGAGUCGUAUGCAGGCAGCUGGGCUGUGGGACGGCGUUAUCAGCCCCAAGAGGGGCUCGAUUUGGGCAAGGGUCAGACCGUAUCUGGCUGAAUAAAGUGAACUGCGCAGGGACAGAAGGUGCCCUCUCCGAUUGCAGGAUUUGGCUUGGGGGAAAGAAUAACUGUAACCACGGAGAAGAUGCUGGUGUUGUGUGCUCAGACUCAGACAUCUCAGAACCGGCUCAGAUCCGACUGGUGAACAGCAGGAGUCGCUGCGCUGGGAGGGUCGAGGUGCUUCACAACCAGCAGUGGGGAACCGUGUGUGAUGACAGCUGGGACUUACAGGAUGCCGGAGUCGUGUGCAGGCAGCUGGGCUGUGGGACGGCGUUAUCAGCCCCAGGAGGGGCUCGCUUUGGGCGAGGGUCAGACCGUAUCUGGCUGGAUGACGUCAACUGUACAGGGACAGAAGCUGCCCUCUCUGAUUGCCGGGUGCAGUCUUGGGGAGAGAGUGACUGUACCCACGGAGAAGCUGCCAGUGUUGUGUGCUCAGACGCUGGCAUCUCAGAAGUGGCUCAGAUCCGACUGGCGAACGGCCCGAAUCACUGCGCUGGGAGGGUCGAGGUGCUUCACAACCAGCAGUGGGGAACCGUGUGUGAUUACAGCUGGGACUUACAGGAUGCCGGAGUCGUGUGCAGGCAGCUGGGCUGUGGGACGGCGUUAUCAGCCCCAGGAGGGGCUCAAUUUGGGCGAGGAUCUGACCGUAUUUGGCUGGCUGACGUCAACUGCAGAGGGACAGAAGUUGCCCUCUCCGAUUGCAGGGCUCGGCCUUGGGGAGACAGUAACUGUACCCACGGAGAAGAUGCUAGUGUUGUGUGCACAGACGUGAGGCUGGUAGGUGGCCCCCACCGCUGCGCCGGGCGGGUGGAGGUGCGUCUGGACGGGCGCUGGGGCACCGUGUGUGACGACGGCUGGGACCUGGGCGACGUGGCCGUGGUGUGCAGGCAGCUGGGCUGCGGGAAGGCCAUGGAAGCGCUGAGUCGUAAAGUGUUCGGCCCGGGCAACGAGUUAGACCCUGUCCUGAUGAUGGACGUGCAGUGCCAGGGGACAGAGGCGGCGCUGGGGAGCUGCUCGUACAUGGAUCCAGGGGACUUCUGCCAGCAUGAUGAGGACGCAGGGGCCCGUUGCAAAGCUGCCGACGUGGGAGUCUCCUCCUCCUCCUCAGCCACUGGGAUCCCCCCGCGCAGCCCCGGAACAGGCGUCCCAGCAGCUGGGUUUGCUUUGCCAGACGUGAGGCUGGUAGGUGGCCCCCACCGCUGCGCCGGGCGGGUGGAGGUGCGUCUGGACGGGCGCUGGGGCACCGUGUGUGACGACGGCUGGGACCUGAGCGACGUGGCCGUGGUGUGCAGGCAGCUGGGCUGUGGGCCGGCCAUGGAAGCACUGAGUGGUAAAGUGUUCGGCCCGGGCCCCAAGUCGGAGCCUGUCCUGAUGCUGAACGUGCAGUGCCAGGGGACAGAGGCGGCGCUGGGGAACUGCUCGUACAUGGAUCCAGGGGACCUCUGCCAGCAUGAUGAGGAUGCAGGGGCCCGUUGCCAAGGUGCCUCCUCAGGUAUGUAUUUCUGGUGCCCAGGGGGCUGCCCUUUGCCAGAGCCCAGGCCAGGAUCCCAACCCCCCUGGCAUCACAGCUGGGGCCUGAGCAGAGGUGACCACGGCCGCCCUUUGGAGAAUCAGCUGCCCAAGCAUAGGUCCCAGAGUGCAACGGUGUUAAGGAACCUGCCUGAAGUUAGGUCCCAGCAUGCAAUAGGAGCGAAGAGGCUGGCCAAGCACAGAUCCCAGAAUGCAACGGGAGCAAGGUGGCUGCCUGAGUGCAGGUCCCAGCAUGCAAUGAGAGCAAGGGAGCUGCAUGAGGGCAGUGAUGAUGUGACGACAUGGCCAGCAGAAGCUCUGGGUGUUUCCAUUCCUGGGGUCUCCCCGCACAGCCCUGGAGCAGGCGUCUCAGCAGCUGCAUUUGCUUUGCCAGACGUGAGGCUGGUAGAUGGCCCCCACCGCUGUGCCGGGCGGGUGGAGGUGCGUCUGGACGGGCGCUGGGGCACCGUGUGUGACGACGGCUGGGACAUCAGCGACGUGGCCGUGGUGUGCAGGCAGUUGGGCUGUGGGCCGGCCAUGGAAGCGCUGAGUGGUAAAGGGUUCCGCCCGGGCGUCAAGUCAGACCCUGUCCUGAUGAGGAACGUUCAGUGCCAGGGGACAGAGGCCGCGCUGGGGAGCUGCCCGAACACGGAUCCAGGGGACCUCUGCCAGCAUGAUAAGGACGCUGGAGCCCGUUGCAAAGAGCCCUUCGCACUGCGGCUGGCGGACGGCCCAGGCAAGUGCUCCGGGCGGCUAGAGGUGCGGUAUGAUGGGCUGUGGGGCACCGUGUGUGACAACGACUGGUCGGACACCAACGCCCAAGUGGUCUGCCGGGAGCUGCGCUGUGGCCAAGCCAAGCCACUGGCCCCAAAGCUGCAGGAUUGGCCCCGCUUUCGCCAGGGUACAGGGAAAAUCUGGCUGGACAACAUCCGCUGCAAAGGCACCGAGGAGACCCUGCAGAACUGUGCCCACCACUUCUGGGGCUACCACAACUGCACCCACCAGAAGGACAUCAGCGUGAUCUGCCAGGGGCUGCCCAGGCUGGGUGGGGUGAGAGGAGCGCUUGGCACCGGAUCGCGGCAGGACGGAGCUGCUCGCCCCGGGGGAACCAUGGAUCUGCGGCUGUGCCUCUUGUUCUGCUUCGCUGCCAAUGUGGGAGUCUCCUCCUCCUCCUCAGACGUGAGGCUGGUAGAUGGCCCCCAUCGCUGUGCCGGGCGGGUGGAGGUGCGUCUGGACGGGCGCUGGGGCACCGUGUGUGACGACGGCUGGGACCUGGGCGACGUGGCCGUGGUGUGCAGGCAGCUGGGCUGUGGGCCGGCCAUGGAAGCGCUGAGUGGUAAAGUGUUUGGCCCGGGCAACGAGUCAGACCCUGUCCUGAUGCUGAACGUGCAGUGCCAGGGGACAGAGGCGGCGCUGGGGAGCUGCCCGUACGUGGAUCCAGGGGACUUCUGCCAGCAUGACGAGGAUGCGGGAGCCCGUUGCCAAGCUGCACAGCUCCCAGAGCCACCUGUCCGGUUGGUGGGCAACGCCACACGCUGCAGUGGGCAGGUGGAGAUUUUCUAUGACGGCCGCUGGGGUGCUGUGUGUGGGUUGGGCUGGGACCUGACCGAUGCCAAGGUGCUGUGCCGGGAGCUAGGCUGUGGGAGCCCGCGGUACGUCACCCACCACUGCAGCAAGUUCAGUCGGAGCUCAGCACCUAUCCUGCUGGGCCAGCUGAAGUGCACCGGGCAGGAGGCCUCGCUGACCCACUGCCAAGCCCAAGCCUGGGAGGGGCGGCACUGCCCCCACCACCGGGACACUGGAGUCAUGUGCCAAGAGCCCUUCGCACUGCGGCUGGUGAACGGCCCAAGCAAGUGCUCCGGGCGGCUGGAGGUGCGGUAUGAUGGGCUGUGGGGCACCGUGUGUGAUGACAACUGGUCGGAGACCAACGCCCAAGUGGUCUGUCGGGAGCUGGGCUGUGGCCCAGCCGAGCCACUGGCCCCAAAGCUGCAGGAUUGGCCCCGCUUUGGCCAGGGUACGGGGAAAAUCUGGCUGGAUGACAUCCGCUGCAAAGGCACUGAGGAGACCCUGCAGAACUGUGCCCACCGCUUAUGGAGCUACCACGACUGCACCCACCGGGAGGACAUCAGCGUGGUCUGCCAGGACAACUGAGCCGGCCACAGCUCCUCCACAGCUUCCCAUUGAUUCCCCCCGUCCCCGAGCUUUCAGUGCAUCCCCCAUGCCCCCAGGCCCUUCCUCUCUGCUGCCAGGCUCCCCGGCUCUGUCCGCCCAGCCUGGGGAUGGC